CGAGUCUGGGUUCAAGACAUGAGAGUGUGUUUGGUGUGUAUGUGUGUGUGUGAGAGAGAGAGAGGGAGAGCGAGAGAGAGAGAGUACCCAGUGAAAAUCACCCGGAGACGGGCUCGGACAGUUUUGUGUUGACCGUGUCAAUGUGUGUGUCCUGUGAAUACAUCGCACCAACGCCGGCGGAAUCAUCUCACGGACACAACAGCGAGUCGAAAAUGAGGGAAUAGUCGGGAGGGAGGCACACGGCGAGGCUCGUCUGCAGCUAACGUUUGGUUCAAACUGCGAGUGGGAGCACAGCUGCUGGCUACGAAAAUGUCGGGGAAAAUAGAGAGCAAGCAAGACUCGCAGCGGUCCCAUCUCUCCUCUUUCACCAUGAAGCUGAUGGACAAGUUCCACUCACCCAAAAUCAAGAGGACACCAUCCAAGAAGGGCAAGCUACUGCAGCCCGAGCCAGCAGCCAAGAGUACUGAGAAACCUACUAACAAGAAGGUCAGUCGACUGGAGGAACAUGAGAAGGAGGUGGUCAGUGCCCUGCGAUACUUCAAGACCAUUGUGGACAAAAUGGUUGUAGAGAAGAAGGUGCUGGAGAUGCUUCCUGGCUCUGCUAGCAAGGUGCUGGAAGCGAUCCUGCCCCUGGUUCAGGUGGAAGCCCGGGUACAACAAAGUUCUGCGCUGUCUUCCUGCCAUAACCGUGUGUAUCAGAGUCUGGCCAACCUCAUCCGUUGGGCAGACCAGGUGAUGCUGGAUGGCAUUGACUUGGAAGACAAGGAAAAUGUGGCAUCAGUCACAAGUGUCAUCAAAGCAGUGCUGGACGGUGUAAAGGAACUUGUGAAGCUGACCAUAGAGAAACAGGAGCAGCCAUCACCGACCACACCCAACAAACCAGCACCACCUGCUAUCACAGCAGAAUGCAGCGUGUCAACAGAGUUGCCCUCGAUAGAUCGGGAGCAGGAGCUCUCGAAUAAGACCGCUCCAGCAGUUGUCCCCGCAGAGGUUGCCCCUGAGAUACCAGAUGAGGAGGAAGCCCCACCCAAACCCCCACUUCCCGAAGCAAAGAUGGCAGAGCUCAGUCCUCCACCAGCUCUUCCCCCAAAGAAGCGUCAGUCAGCUCCUUCGCCCACACGGGUGGCAGUGGUUGCUCCUAUGAGCCGCGGCUCCAGUCUUCCCUGCAGUGUUAACAGACAGCAGCAGGACUACGAGCAGGAGUUACUGCAGAGGCGUUUUUCUGGGGGGAGCCAGUCGUAUGGGGGCGAAUCUCCGCGUCUAUCUCCCUGCAGCAGCAUGGGGAAACUCAGCAAGUCUGAUGAACAGCUCUCCUCCAUGGAGCAGGACAGUGGUCAGUGCUCUCGUAACACAAGCUGUGAAACACUUGACAACACGGAGAACUACGACCCGGAUUAUGACUUCCUCCACCAGGACUUGUCAGUAGGGGAAAACCUGCCCCCAAUACCAGUGGGAGGGUGUCUGAGCCCCCUGCCAGAGUCUCACAGCGAGUCCUCUUCCCCAGUACCCGGACAGCAUCCCUCACAUCCCCGCUUUAGUGCCCCUCCACCGCAGCAAACCCCAGAGUACUGGACCCCGCAGCCAAAUCAAAUGAAUCCCCUGUCCUUCCGCAUCAGCGCACCACCUGCCCUUCCCCAGAAGAAGCGGCGCAGCAGCCAGGCAUCGCCUUUCCCUGACGUAGGGUCCAGGGUGCUGUAUGAGCGACACCCUUCCCAGUAUGACAAUUUGUCAGAAGAGGAACUGCACCCUACGCCGCCAUUUCCCCUUUUCACAACCAUCUCACCCAUGCCCCAGACAAAUGGGAGCUUGUUCGUCUCGCAGUACUUAAGCAGCGAGAAUGCAGAUAUGUCUGGCAGCCCACCGCCCCUCCCAGAAAAGAAAAGCAGACACAUCCUCCAGUACAUGCAGUUUGUGGAAGACUACUCAGAGCCGCAGCCCUCCAUGUUCUACCAAAUGCCGCAGAGCGAGAGCAUCUAUGAGCAGCGUAACAAGCGCUUCCAGGAGGUCUACAGCUUCAACGACUCCUUCAGCAGCACAGACUCAGUCCACGAGCCGCUGCUGCCCCCAGCAUUACCCCCAAAACAAAGACAACUGGCCUCCCACUCUUCCUCCCCCUCUUCCUCCUCCUCCUCUUCUCUCUCUUGCCACCUCCAGCCGUCUGUGGCGGCCAUGGAGGAGGCGGGCUCUGGGCUGGGUCUCAGCAUGUCCGUCUCUAACUCCUACCUGAUUGGGCAGGCAUCCUUGACCACACCCACGAGCUUGGACCAUGUUGCCUUGACCUAUGCCACCAUUCUGGAUGGCAGCGGGGGCGGGCCCAACGGUUCCCUGGCUGGCUCAAUGGGCUCUGUGGCUGUCUGUCUUCCUUCUGAGUCUUCUCUCACUGACUCUCUCCACACCUCAGCGAGCGAGAGUGCGAAUGACGAGGGCGGGGAGGGGGAGUACGUCAACUUGUACUCAUCCAGCCAAGCCAAUGGAGAGCUGCCUCUGUCCCUCAGAGAAACGAUUGCAGAUGACGACGUACUUCAAGACCCCACCCCUCAAAUGCCAUCCACCAAUAGCAAAGAGGCUUUGGACAAGGAAAAUUUCAGGAGGCAAAAGUCAACAGAGUCAACAGGAAACGAUGAAGAGGAUGUGGACGAACUCUCCCUCAUAGACCACAAGGAGAUUAUGAGCAGGAUAACUCUGAAACAAGCAAGUGACGAUGGCCCUGAUGUUCGUGCUGGAUCAGGAGAUAUUCUAUUAGUCCACGCUACAGAAACAGACCGCAAAGAUCUUGUUUUGUACUGUGAAGCCUUCCUGACUACGUAUAGGACUUUUAUAACCCCAGAGGACCUAAUUAAGAAGCUACACUACAGAUAUACCAGCUUCUGUCACAGUCCAGACACCUUCAAGAAGCGAGUCAGCAAGAACACGUUCUUCGUGUUGGUUCGAGUAGUGGAUGAGCUGUGCCUGGUGGAGCUGACGGAGGACAUCUUGAAACAGCUGAUGGAACUGGUGUUUACGCUGGUUUGCUAUGGCGAGCUGAGCCUCGCCCGCGUGCUGCGCAAGAACAUCCUGGAUAAGGUGGAACAGAAGAAGCUGCUUCGCUACACAAACUCCCUCAAGCCCCUGGCCGCCCGAGGGGUCUCAGCAAGGCCUGGAACUCUUCAUGACUUCCGCAGUCAUGAGAUUGCUGAUCAGCUCACUCUCCUUGAUGCUGAACUCUUCUAUAAGAUAGAGAUUCCAGAGGUGCUGCUUUGGGCCAAGGAGCAGAACGAGGAGAAGAGUCCGAACCUGACUCAGUUCACAGAGCACUUUAACAACAUGAGCUAUUGGGUCCGCUCUUUGAUAAUUCAGCAGGAGAAAGCCCAAGACCGAGAGAAGCUGCUCCUCAAGUUCAUCAAGAUAAUGAAGCACUUAAGAAAGUUGAAUAAUUUCAACUCUUACCUGGCAAUACUGUCAGCCCUGGACUCUGCUCCCAUCCGGAGAUUGGAGUGGCAGAAACAGACCUCGGAGGGAUUAGAGGAGUAUUGCACGUUGAUCGACAGCUCCUCCUCAUUCCGAGCGUACAGAGCUGCUCUGUCUGAAGUGGAGCCUCCAUGUAUCCCAUACCUGGGUCUCAUACUCCAGGACUUGACCUUUGUCCACCUGGGGAAUCCUGACUUCAUCGACGGGAAGGUCAAUUUCUCCAAACGCUGGCAGCAGUUCAACAUACUGGACAGCAUGCGGCGCUUCCAGCAAGUGCAUUAUGAACUGAAGCGCAACGAAGACAUUGUGUGUUUCUUCAACGACUUCAGUGACCACUUGGCAGAGGAGGCCCUGUGGGAGCUGUCGCUCAAGAUCAAGCCCAGGAACAUCGCCAGGCGCAAGACGGAACGCGAGGAGAAGACCUAGGGGCUCGCAGGCCUUUUUCCGAGACUGACCUCCAACUGUGCUUCAUGACACUAACUCCACUUUACUACAGACUGAGAGAAAGACGAAUGGAAGCUAUCCGCUGGAGCAAAUGGGAGACUCAUUGUGGGGGAUACAGAACGAGCUAGACUGAAGCGUGCCCGGGGUUUUUACAUAGAGCUCUGCUGCUCUGGGAGAUUAUAAUUGGGAUUACUGCGGGAAGAGAUUGUGACCACGGUGAAACGGGACGAAGCCUUGUGCCAAGGAGGACAGAAGAAUCGCACAGAGCGGGCAGACGCCGUGGAAAUAACCAAAGUCUGCUCCCUGGGCUCUCUGUUUUAGAGUGGAGCUGUUGCGUGUGUGUGAGAGUGAGCUGAAUGGUCCAUAACUCUCCAAGUUGCUCCUUCCUCUUCCUUUAUGUACGUGCCAUUUGUCGGCCAUCUUCUGCAACCCUCUCUCCGACUCAUGAGUUCCCCUCAAAAAGCAGAACCUCGAGAGCGACCUGCUGUGAACUGUGACGUCAACAUGCAGGCCGCAGACAGUCCCCCCACCCGGGGGUUGGGGGGGUUUGAAGAUUUGAACUUGAAGAGGAUGGCCGUAAGAGACUGGAAAGUUUGUUUUGAAACAUUUUGUGUAAGAAUCAUGUAUGGUUAUGAAAUGUAUUAUAUACAGUGCUCCUUUUGUUCUUAAAAAGGAUGUUUAUGCUUACGAGAAGAGCUUCGCUUCUCCCAAGUGCCAUACAUAUGUGCACUAAAAAAAGCAAAGCAAAAACACAAAAAGAUAAAUUACUAAAGAUGCUGUGAUCUAUGUAUGUCAUACUGAAUCAUCGUGUGCCGUGUUCAAGUGUAGAGAACCGCGAGGCGAUCACAAUCAUGUCCCAGUCAUGUCGGUGUGUGAAAGUGUCUGUGUGCGACUGAAGUCCUCGGCGACUUGUGUGUUCGUUAUUUCAACAUGUGCUGUAGUAUAAAUUCAGUUUGAUUCCUUUUUGGGGAUAGAACCAACACAUCACACUGUGCUCUCAAACUCCAAUAAAACAAACGGCUCUGUUUCUAUA
Pleuronectes platessa (European plaice) is the source of this 4924-nucleotide messenger RNA. It is a transcript of the gene rapgef1b, whose product is annotated as Rap guanine nucleotide exchange factor (GEF) 1b. The transcript has 26 exons. Gene Ontology annotation, cellular component: plasma membrane. The record is from RefSeq and is a predicted model, not a curated record. Gene Ontology annotation, molecular function: guanyl-nucleotide exchange factor activity. Bases 310 to 3873 code for a protein of 1187 amino acids. Gene Ontology annotation, biological process: Ras protein signal transduction; positive regulation of GTPase activity. Lineage: Eukaryota; Metazoa; Chordata; Actinopteri; Pleuronectiformes; Pleuronectidae.